Messenger RNA from Hipposideros armiger (great roundleaf bat), 4775 nucleotides. It is a transcript of the gene CNNM4, whose product is annotated as cyclin and CBS domain divalent metal cation transport mediator 4. The record is from RefSeq and is a predicted model, not a curated record. NCBI's taxonomy places the organism in Eukaryota, Metazoa, Chordata, Mammalia, Chiroptera, Hipposideridae. Gene Ontology annotation, cellular component: plasma membrane. Gene Ontology annotation, molecular function: sodium ion transmembrane transporter activity; magnesium ion transmembrane transporter activity. The transcript has 7 exons. The coding region runs from base 91 to 2418 and encodes 775 amino acids. Gene Ontology annotation, biological process: magnesium ion homeostasis; magnesium ion transport.
CUCGGCGGCGGCGGCGGAGUGGCUGGAGCUGCGGCGCUAGCGGGCCGCACGGCGGGACGCGGGGAGCGGCGGCGGCCGAGCGGGAGCAACAUGGCGCCGGCGGGCGGGGGUGGGCGCCUGGGCGGUGGGCCGGUCCGAGGGCGCCUUCUCCUGGCGGCGCUGGUGCUGCUGGUGCUGCUGUGGACGCGGGGGGCCCGGGGCCAGGGCGACCCUCAGCGGGGCGCGAUCUUGGGCAUGCGGCUGGCGAGCUGCAACAAAUCGUGUGGGAUGAACCCGGAUGGCAUCAUCUUCGUGUCCGAGGGCAGCACGGUGAACCUGAGGCUGUACGGCCACAGGCUGGGCUCCAUCUCCAGCAACCUGAUCUCCUUCACCGAGGUGGACAACUCCGAGGCCCCCCACAACUCCACGCACUGCCCCGAGUUGACCAAGGACCUGGUCGUCCAGCAGCUGGUCAACGUGAGCCGCGGGAACACGUCCGGGAUGCUGGUGGUGCUCACCAAGUUCCUCCGGAGGAGCGAGAACAUGAAGCUGUACGCGCUGUGCACCCGGGCGGGCGUGGACGGGCCCUGGCAGAGAUGGAUGGACAAGGACUCGCUGCUCUUCAUGGUGGAGGAGGAGGGGCGCUUCCUGCCCCUCUGGCUGCACAUCCUUCUCAUUUUGGUGCUGCUAGUGCUGUCCGGCAUCUUCUCUGGCCUCAACCUGGGGCUUAUGGCCCUGGACCCCAUGGAGCUGCGCAUUGUGCAGAACUGUGGCACCGAGAAGGAGCGGCGCUAUGCUCGCAAGAUCGAGCCCAUCCGGCGCAAGGGCAACUACCUGCUCUGCUCGCUACUCCUGGGAAACGUGCUGGUCAACACCUCCCUGACCAUCCUUCUGGACAACCUCAUCGGGUCCGGGCUCAUGGCCGUGGCCUCCUCCACCAUCGGCAUUGUCAUCUUUGGGGAGAUUGUCCCUCAGUCCCUGUGCUCCCGACACGGUCUGGCUGUGGGUGCCAACACCAUCAUUCUCACUAAAUUCUUUAUGCUACUCACCUUCCCCCUCAGCUACCCCAUCAGCAAGCUCCUGGACUUUGUCCUGGGCCAGGAGAUUCGCACCGUUUACAAUCGGGAGAAGCUGAUGGAGAUGUUGAAGGUGACGGAGCCCUAUAAUGACCUUGUGAAAGAGGAGCUCAAUAUGAUCCAGGGGGCCUUGGAACUGCGGACCAAAACCGUGGAGGACAUCAUGACCCAGCUCCACGACUGCUUCAUGAUCCGCAGCGAUGCCAUCCUGGACUUCAACACCAUGUCCGAGAUCAUGGAGAGCGGCUAUACACGCAUCCCUGUAUUUGAAGACGAGCAGUCCAAUAUCGUAGAUAUUCUCUAUGUCAAAGACUUGGCCUUUGUGGACCCCGAUGACUGCACCCCCCUCAAGACGAUCACCCGCUUCUACAACCACCCAGUGCACUUUGUCUUCCAUGACACCAAGCUGGACGCCAUGCUGGAGGAGUUCAAGAAGGGAAAGUCCCACCUGGCCAUUGUGCAGAAGGUGAACAAUGAGGGUGAAGGUGACCCCUUCUAUGAGGUCCUGGGCCUGGUCACCCUGGAGGACGUCAUUGAGGAGAUCAUCAAAUCCGAAAUCCUGGACGAGUCAGAUAUGUUCACUGACAACCGAAGCCGGAAACGGGUAUCUGAGAAGAGCAAACGGGACUUCUCGGCCUUCAAGGAUGCUGACAACGAGCUCAAGGUGAAAAUUUCACCUCAGCUGCUCCUAGCUGCUCACCGUUUCCUGGCGACAGAGGUCCCCCAGUUCAGCCCUUCUCUGAUUUCGGAGAAGAUCCUACUCCGGCUGCUCAAGUACCCAGAUGUCAUUCAGGAGGUCAAGUUUGAUGAGCACAACAAAUAUUAUGCCCGCCACUACCUUUACACGCGGAACAAGCCGGCUGACUACUUCGUCCUCAUCCUGCAGGGGAAGGUGGAGGUGGAGGCCGGGAAGGAGAACAUGAAGUUUGAGACGGGCGCCUUCUCCUACUAUGGGACCAUGGCCCUGUCCUCACCACCCCCUGACCGCUCCCCGUCCCACCCUAGCCCCCUGAACCGCUCGGCCUCCCUCAGCUACCCGGACCGUGUGGACCUCUCGAGCACAGCGCUCUUGGCAGGCAGCAGCAACCAGCUGAGCAGCUCCGUCCUGGGCCAGUACGUGUCUGACUUCAGUGUCCGGGCGCUCACAGACCUACAGUACAUUAAGAUCACCCGGCAGCAGUACCAGAAUGGGCUGCUGGCCUCGCGGAUGGAGAACUGCCCUCAGCUUCCCCUGGAUGGGUGCACCAUCUGCACGGAGAACCUGGCCGAGAAGCCAGAGCUGCCCGUGGUGGACGAGACCACAACUCUCCUGAACGAACGCAACGCCUCUCUGCGCAGAGCUUCCCCUGAGAGCACCAUCUGACAGAAGGGCCCGGGGCCCCCUGCCAGCUCCACAGGGGCCGCCCCAGUGGGCCCACAUGAGGACAGGGAGCCCGUCAGGCCAGACGGGGUGCAAGUGGCUUGUCUAACUGAGCAGCCAUGUGGCCCCCAGUCCACGGGGGAGCUGACCUCUGCCAGGGAACUGUGAGCAGCUCAGAGCAGCGGCUGCCCUGCCCUGGACCAUGGGUCCUGGGCAGCCACCAUGAGCAUGGUGUUUUUUUUUACUGGAGACUUUCUAAACUAGGCUUAUUGCUCCUCUUUAAAAAUAUCAUCUGGGGAAGGGAAGACAGGGUUAAGGAACAUUAUAUUAAGAAAUUGUUGUUUUCCACAAAAACUUUUAAAGGGGUGGGGUUUCUCACCCUGGGAAGCAAUAGCCAUAAUCUGCUCCCAGCCACAACCUUCUGGCUGUGCCCCCGACUCAGGGAGCCCACUUGUCCUCCCUCAUCCUCCAGAGACGGGGUCCCAGAGGCCCAAUGGAGGAAGGCAUUCUCUUGGGAGGACAGUUCUUUCCAGGAAGCAAAGAACCAAACAGCACUGAGAACAACCUGACAUGUGCACGGAGGCUUGUCUAACGUCACUGAGGCCAAGGGAUCCGGGCAGCUAUGACCAGGGACAGAUACUCCCAGCUGCAGAGGGGCAUGCCUGCUCCUGUCACUUGCUGGAUCCAGGAAUUUCUGAGAACUCUGCUGAUGGGCUCUCCUGGUGAGUUUGGGCCAGUGAGACUCACACCUCUGUCCCCAUAGGUUCACCUCACAUCUGCCCCUUUGGACAAGUCUCCCCUUGUAAUGGGGCUGACCCAGGUGUUAGGCAGUGUCUCCCAUCUUUCAGAUUGCUCACCCCUGCUCCCCAGGCUGCCCUCACUUUUACCAAAGAUUUCCCCCUGGGUGGGGACAGCAUCUAUGUUCGCGGUGACUUGGCUGUGAUACUCCUUUCAGUUCCAGGAGGGAAUCUGGUCAUGGGCAUCUGCGUUGUUAGCAAGUGAUACCAUCCCUUCCCCACCCCACAACCAAAGUCCAGUCUAGUCAGUGACCCAGGAACCCUGCUUUCCAGACUCCCUACUUCUAAUCCCAAACCCCAACGCCUCUUGGGGGCGGAGGAUUGAGGACAUGCAGGAAGCCAGCCUCGGUAGGUUCUGCAUGCCCUGUCCUCUGGCUAGGCUUACCUGCCCUGUUCACACACUCCCAGAACCCAAGAAAGGUUCCCACCUCAAAGGCACACAACCGGCAGCCCUGUGUCCCCCAUGUCAUAACCCUAUGGUGAGGUGUCAUCCUGGCCUAUGCUGAAGCUGGUGGUACUGGACCCCCAGAGCUCCACACCCACGUGAACUCUGGCCCUAGCGCCUUUCCCUGGGGCUGAGUCAGGCCCUGACGCACAGCUCUAGGCUCCCCAUUCCUGGAAGGCUUUGGGACCAAGGACCAUGUUGGCCCUUUUGUCGGGUGGCACAGUUGCUGGGGCCCAAGAUCAGGUGAGGGCGGCUCUGCAGGCCUUGGGCCUGAGUAUUGUCUGUUCACUCCUUCCGCAGCCAAGUGCUCUGCGCUUCAUUCAGGUGCCUGGAGAACCCUAUGUCUUGGGACCAGGUAAUGUCUUGCACCAAGUAUGCCUGCCCCUGGCCAGUCACAGAGUUUAUUCCUAAAGGUCUGGAGAGAAGGUGAUGACACUCAUGGGUUCUCAGACACCAGACUUUUGUUUCCUGUUGGGGGACCCCUUAGUUUUCUACAGGAGCAACUUGCUUCCCGAGUUCACACGGGAGCUUGCAAAGUGGUGUUCCUGAGACCUGAGUGCCAGGCGGGGCCAAGUGCAUUGGCCUGAACCGAGUGAGUGUGUGUGAAGUACAAGGAGUGGGCACACACACUUCCACAGCUACCUCUUUGUGCACACACAGUUCCUAUCAACAACGCUCCCUCCUUCCCUGCCCCUCCCUUCCCUUCCCCAUUUAUAAUCUCUUCUUGCAGAGGGUCGUAAUUACUUCCAGAUAUUACUGGUCCAUGACUUCUUCCUCCCAGUGCAAUUUUUCACUUCCUAUUCCAACCUCUGAUUCCUGGGCUGAGCCCUACCUUGGAACUGGCCCAUCCCUGCACGUCUUCCUGUGUAAGGGAGAACUGUGCAGAUGGCCUCCAAAGGAGUAGGCAAGUCACAGCCACCGUAGCAAAGAACUCUUAUUUAUUUUGCAUAAGAUUUUAAUUUGUAUAUUUUUGUGAUUUAUUUUGGCAUUGUUAUGAGUUUGACUCUCGGGGAGUUUUGUUGUUACGACUCUUGUGUCUUUUGUCAGAAAAUGAUAAUAUUUGCUAAACAAUAUAUGGAAUUUAUUUUUUGAUUGGUAAUAAAAAAUGAAACAUGAAA